CCGCGUGCGGUAUCAGAAGCGGCCAUUUUGUCAUCCUCAUUAGGAGUUCAGGAGGAAAUAUUGCCAAAAAUUCCGCCAAUUUAGCGUCUUUUCGUUGUCAAAACCUGACAAAAACACAAAAAGGAAGUUCCAAAAACAGUUAGCAAAGGAAUCAGGCAAACUUCCAUUGCGGCGUGCGGCAAACAGCAGCUCGUGCUAAGAUCAGGAUAGCAGCAGACAACUUUGCGGCAAGAAGCGCAGCAGCGGCAGCCCUUCAACAAGUCCAAGAAGCGCAUUCAUUUAUCAGCUGAGAUAGAAGUUACUUAUAGAAAGUCAUGUCAGAACAAGCAAUAGAAGAAGAGAAACUGGCCAGUGACACAAACAACAAUGAAAAUGAUUCCAAUUCUGGAUCUGCAACCGGAUAUGAUUCCCAAAUCUGCCGAGACUACCAACGUGGUGUCUGCAACAGAGGAGGAAAAUGCAAGUUUAGUCAUCCUGAUGGUUUGGGUAAGGAAAUGGAAAGUGGUCCCAUGAUUUGUCGUGACUUCCAGAAUGGAAAAUGUAGCCGUUCCACAUGCAAGUAUCUGCAUAUUUCAAAUACAGAGGAAAAAGUCUACCUUCGCACAGGUCAGCUUCCAAUGAGACGACCACCAAUGCCUGCCAGAGUACCAGGACACGGCUAUCCCACGAGAGCAAAUCGAGGAGACCCUAUCUGCAAAGACUUUCUCAAUAACAAAUGUACCAGGGGCUCAGCUUGUAAGUUCAGACACAGCUAUGAAGACGACAAGGGAGGAUAUGGCCCUCCAGGUGGUUAUGGCUUUGAUGAUUAUCCAAGGAAGCGUCGCAGGGAUUCAUAUGGAGAUGCCGAUUACGGUCACCUUAAGGAGGAAAAUGAAUCCUUAAGGCGUCAGGUCAGUGAUCUUCAAAAGCAAGUGUCUGAUCUUAAGGCUACUAAUGAGGUGCUUCUGGAACAAAAUGCUAGGUAUCGUAACCAAGCUUCCAGUAGCACGGCUUACCCUCCUACACCAAGCUAUGCAGCCAGCAGUUAUGUUGCUAAGACCCCUACUGCUGCCGUUGCAGCCCCUACCAAUUACGCAUCCAGCUACCUUACAGCAUACAAUGGUAACACCACUGCUUCCAGUUACACUACAGACAAUCCUUCAUACACAACUACAUCUAACUAUGGGGUGACUAGCAGUGAUAGCACUGCCUAUAGUUCUAGCUAUCCAACUGGGACCGGGUACAUAAAGUUUGAGUAGUUACUUUUUAACCUUUGUUUAUGCUUGACAUUUGGCAUGCUUGUCAAAUUACUUUCCUUUUUAUGAAAAAGCUUGUUUGCCAUUGAGGCUUUUAAAAAUUUUGGUUCUCAGUCUUAAUUAGUCAUUACCAGCUUUUUGUAAAUGAAGAGUAGGUAGUAUAGUAGCCAUCUAUUUGCAUGCRCACACACAUUGUUCAUAUAUAUGUGUUGGAUAUUAAAUGUCGUUCCAGGACUAUGGCGAAGUAGAAGCUACCAUUAUAGAACAAUAUUAAUCAGCUAAUUAUUUAAUUGAUUUAAGGACAGGUCAUUAUUUAUCACCCAGAGGCUUAAAGGAUUUUGUUGAAACAUUAAAAUUGACUGACCCUGUAUUUUUAUGACCCUUUACCCCAACACACCCCACCCCUUACUAGAAAUUGCUACUUCCACAUUUUUGGGUAGCCCCCUUUGAUGCCUGAUCAAUGUAUAGCUGACCCAAAAACAGUUCUGUUUAUUUACCACAAAUAGAAGUUCCAAGUCAAGGCUGGAGUUGCUAUGCAUAGUAAAACUAUAGUGUAUUGUGCGUGAUAACUCCAUUCUUGACUCGGAACUAUUAUUAAUGGUGGCUAAUAAACUAAUUAAAUCCUGUGGCCCCAUUAGGCAAUAAAUAAUGACCGGUAUCUUGAGCAACUUUGUUAACUUGCUGUGUAAAUAAGCAAUCACUUGAUCAUUAUAUUCAUGGCACCGGCCUAAUAAAUAACUCUUUAAAACUCCAGUGUAUGCAGGCUUGGCUUCACUUCUGAGGUUGGUAAACAAAAGCAGAAGUUAGAAUAACAAAACAAGCAACUCCUGGAUUUGAAGCUAAGCCUGCAUAUAAUGGAGUCGUACAUACUCCUAGUUUAGUUGAUUUUUGUCAUUUUCAUAUUGAUAAGGAAUGAAUUUAUACUACAACAUGAACUGAUUUCCUGUUUUAAUGGGCUUUGUGCAUUCAGUAGAAACAAAAGUUGAUGAAAAAGCAAGUAUUGUAUUUAUGCCUAAGAACUGAUGCUGCUSUAGUUGAGGAGCUUGGUUCAGGAGAUAUCGUAAUUGCUGGAAAAAUGUUAUAAAUUGCUUGAUGCAUUGGAUUGAUUGAAAGCCGUAGGGAUUCACCUAAUCCAUUAUAUUCCAUUGUUAAUCAUUUCCAUUUUCUGUUGCACAUUAAACGAUUGCAUUUUCAAA
Actinia tenebrosa (Australian red waratah sea anemone) is the source of this 2431-nucleotide messenger RNA. Its product is annotated as zinc finger CCCH domain-containing protein 10. NCBI's taxonomy places the organism in Eukaryota, Metazoa, Cnidaria, Anthozoa, Actiniaria, Actiniidae. Gene Ontology annotation, molecular function: metal ion binding; RNA binding. Gene Ontology annotation, biological process: regulation of RNA splicing. The record is from RefSeq and is a predicted model, not a curated record.